This is a messenger RNA of Cajanus cajan (pigeon pea), 2290 nucleotides long. RefSeq names its product calcium-dependent protein kinase 24 (gene CPK24). Gene Ontology annotation, molecular function: ATP binding; calcium ion binding; protein kinase activity. NCBI's taxonomy places the organism in Eukaryota, Viridiplantae, Streptophyta, Magnoliopsida, Fabales, Fabaceae. Gene Ontology annotation, biological process: protein phosphorylation. The record is from RefSeq and is a predicted model, not a curated record.
CCCAUUCUCCUUUCUCUCAUACCCUCUCUUCGCAUUUUAGUCUUCGUUCCCCAAUCUCCAAAGCUUCCUCUUUGUCUUCCCAUGGAGAUUGGGUAACACCAACAUAACUCAAUUCCACAACACAACAACCCCUUUGGAUUAUACAUUAUAAUACAUUCUCAUUCUUAUCGUUAUUUUCAUCAGUUUGUUAUUAUAAUAUAUAAUCCAAAAUCAAACCAAACCAAACAAAACAAUCUUCCAAAACAACCUUGCUUUUGUUUUGAGUUAUUGUUAUUGUUAUUUGUAUUAUCAUUCAAACCUAUCAUCCAUGGGAAGCUGCGUGUCAUCACAAGGAGGGAAGAGGAAGAGGGCGGCAAAGCAGCCCUACAAGACCGCCACGCCGAAAGGGUAUGAGGCGGCACGGCGGUCGAGCGUGGUGGCGGCGCGUAGGUCGAGCGUGACGGUGCGUCCGCCGGUAAACGUGGUGGCGGACCCGAGUCCGGGGAACAUAUUCGAUAAGUACUCGUUUGGGAAGGAGUUGGGGAGGGGAGAAUUCGGUGUGACGCACCGUGUGGUGAACGUGGAGAGUGGGGAGGCGUUUGCGUGCAAGAAGAUAGCGAAGACGAAGCUGAGGACGGAGAUUGAUGUGCAAGACGUGAGGAGGGAGGUGCAGAUCAUGAAGCACUUGCCUCAGCAUCCCAACAUUGUUGCAUUCAAGGAGGCUUAUGAGGACAAAGAUGCCGUUUACCUUGUUAUGGAGCUUUGUGAAGGUGGAGAACUCUUUGAUAGGAUUGUGGCUAAGGGUCAUUACACCGAACGUGCUGCUGCUAAUGUUACCAAGACCAUACUUGAUGUUUGCAAGGUGUGUCAUGAGUACGGAGUAAUACACAGGGACUUAAAACCUGAAAACUUCUUAUUUACAGAUGGAAGCGAGUCUGCAUCAUUGAAGUCAAUUGAUUUUGGCCUUUCCACCUUCUAUGUGGAGGGAGAAAGAUUCAGUGAAAUUGUUGGAAGUCCCUAUUACAUGGCUCCCGAGGUUUUGAGACGUAACUACGGACCAGAAAUUGAUGUCUGGAGCACAGGCGUAAUUCUUUACAUUUUACUUUGUGGAGUUCCACCCUUUUGGGCAGAAUCUGAGGAAGGGAUUGCUCAGGCGAUCAUCAGGGGUAAAGUAGACUUCACAAGAGAUCCUUGGCCUAAAGUUUCAGAUGAAGCAAAACAUCUUGUUAAGCGCAUGCUUGAUCCAAAUCCAUUCACCCGGAUAAAAGUUCAAGAAGUUCUUGAUCAUUCCUGGAUACAACAUAGGGAGCAUGGUCGAACUAUUUCUCUUGGAGACCAAGUGAGGAUGAGGAUCAAGCAAUUCUCCUUGAUGAACAGAUUCAAAAAGAAGGUUCUUAGAGUGGUAGCUGAUAACCUACCAGAUGAGCAAAUUGAUGUGAUUAAGAAAAUGUUCGAUAUGAUGGAUAAGGACAAAAAUGGAAACUUGUCAUUUGACGAGCUCAAAGAUGGCCUUUCAAUGAUUGGACACGCCCUUCCUGAUACUGAUGUCCAAAUGUUAAUGGAUGCUGCGGAUAUUGAUGGAAACGGCACCCUCAAUUAUGAAGAGUUCAUCACAAUGAAUGUUCAUCUGAGAAAGAUCGAAAGCGAUGAGCAUCUCUCUGAAGCAUUCCGUUACUUUGACAAGAACCAGAGUGGAUAUGUUGAGUUUGAGGAGUUGAAAGAUGCCUUAUCAGAUGAUGACUCGGAAGCCAGUAACGACCAAGUGAUCAAAGACAUUCUAAAUGACGUUGACUUGGACAAGGACGGUCGAAUCAGUUUUGAGGAGUUUAAGGCAAUGAUGAAGACAGGAGGAGAUUGGAAAAUGGCUUCUCGCCAGUAUUCAAGAGCAUUGCUAAAUGCAUUAAGCUUCAAGAUGUUUAAAGACACAUCUAACAAAACUGUAGACUUAUCUAGCAAAUCUUUUAAGUUUAACUAAGUAUAUUUCAUGAAGGGGGGCAGGCCAAAGUUCUAAGUUCGUACGUGCCUCCUUAAACAGCUCGAAAACUCGCAUGAUGUGUGCAAUUAAGGGCCAUUCUGUAAUAUUUUGAGCAGUGUACAGUUGGUUACUCGGGAUCAAUGGAAUCCGGGCAUGGAGAGAAAGUGAAGAGUUCUUGUCAUGUUGCAAUCUCUGUCAAUUUCAUUUUUUUUUAUUAUUUUAAUUUCAUUGGUUGUUGUUAAAAUCGUCUAACUGAGAUUGGAAUUUGUCUUGAAAAUGGGAUGUUAUCGAUGUUCUAAGAAAUGAAAUGAAAAACUAGUGACAUUUUGGUUAGAA